AUGCCCAUCCAGCUGCUGCCCGCCUCGGCCGCCGCCUUCGCGCCCCGUUCCACCGUCAACAUCGUCCUGAACUCCAAGGUGGAGCCCUGGUUAACGCAGACGCUGAAGCGGAUAAACCGAGUGAAGCGCCCGCUCAACAGCGUCCAGCAGCAUACGCGAUGCCUCACGGAAACGCUGUCCGGCUCGAACGCUAUAUGGUCGCUAUGCUCCAUCAUGGUCCCCAAGGCCCCCGAUUCGGAGCUGCGCAAGGACCCCAACCCGCUGGUCGAGGCCAUCUUCAACUACCAGGUCAUCCACAUUGAGGCAUACGUCGUGCACGUCGACAUGGUUUCACAGCAUGAGGUUGCAUUCAAGCUCACGCCCGAAACCAUCGAGGCGCUUACCGAGUACCACAAGGACAUCUACUCGGUCGACGUGGCCGCCAGCACCUGGAACUGGCCCGAGAAGGAGGCGCAGCUGAAGAAGCUCCAGGACGAAUUUAUACAGGCCGUCAACCGCUACGUCUUCCGGACUGGCGCGCGCGCAUUAGAGGGGAUGGAGGAGGAGGGCGCGGGAGAACUACUUGAAGGACGAGGUGAGGACGUCAAGAGCGCCAUCAUGGGCCUGUUCCUCCCGCUGCUUCCUCCUCCUCCGAGGAUCGUCGACGUUGUCCGACCAGCACCGCUCCUCCCAAGCUCGCCGGGCGCAUCCAACUGGUGGCAGCCAGGACAUCACAUCCUGCAGUCACAGCCAGCGCAUGUUGAAUCUUGGAGGACCGUUCACUCGACACCAAGCCCAACCAUUGCUACCUGCGGUGAAACGCAACCAUCGUUCUGGAGUACAAUGGGCUUGGACGCUGUACAACUACCGUCGCCGACCCCCUCCUUCAGCCAGCCAUUCAACACCACGAGCCAGUACUACAGCCCGCCUCCGGCAACCGCCCCGAUACCUGCGCUUCCCCUGCCUAGCGUGCUGGCCCAGCAAUGCGGGUCAAGCGCCGUGCACGGCGGAUUCAGCAGCGGAUUCGGAUGGGACUCUGGAUUCGCACCACAGUACGCAGCAUUCACGUAA
This is a messenger RNA of Trematosphaeria pertusa, 1050 nucleotides long. RefSeq lists its product as uncharacterized. NCBI's taxonomy places the organism in Eukaryota, Fungi, Ascomycota, Dothideomycetes, Pleosporales, Trematosphaeriaceae. The record is from RefSeq and is a predicted model, not a curated record. The coding region runs from base 1 to 1050 and encodes 349 amino acids. The transcript has a single exon.